Messenger RNA from Seminavis robusta, 1782 nucleotides. The record is from the annotation of a GenBank genome assembly. Lineage: Eukaryota; Bacillariophyta; Bacillariophyceae; Naviculales; Naviculaceae.
AUGAUGGCCUCUCCUCCAUUUUCCACCCGAGCGUCUACGAGCAUGCACACUUCCAGAGAAGUGGGCAACAAGUCCUCUGAAAAGACACCGCGAGGAAAUCAUUCCUUUAGUUUGAUGCUGACUCCGUCACGCACAAUUACAGAGUCACUCACAUCCAUGGUGGCCUCGACUGCCCACAAGCUGGAAGAAGUAUGGGAUGAAGUUGGCUACAGCCCCGAGGAACGAACAUCGCAGCUUUCAGAUCUUUUGGUCCAAUUCAGAGGUCUCUGCGAGGCCAAGCUGGCCGAAGAACAAGGCGUGGCAGAAACCUUUCGUCAAACAAUCAUGGAAGCCAAAGCUGAAAUCACGUCCACCGCCAAGGCGAUGAAUGUUCACAUUAGUGACGACCUUCUUGCAGACCAUGAGGCACGUCGUGGUGGCAAGGCAACUCUAACAGACGAGCUCGCUGUACUCGAGGCGACUUUGGAAGGAUUGAAAGAGUCAGCAGCUACCGCCAAACUUGACUUGGAGGAAUGCAGAGACUUUCUCUUGAAGGCAUACACCAUGCUUGGAUUGACUUUGGAGGACCGAUGGCAAGAUGUCGAUUCUGACUUGACAAUUGAACGACGAAAUCAGUUUCACCACAAAGUGGACGAGAUGAAAGAAGAAAUCGCAACACGAUCCUCGGCUAUCAUUCAGCUCCUUCGGGACUGUCAACAUCUCAUGAAGGAAUUGCAAAUUUACGGAGAUGAAUCCGGAUCUAAGCUUGAUCGUCAAAUUACCGGGAGUCUUGAAAGACAAGAAGAUGGUAGCUUUGUCAUGACAUCCAACUUCCAGACCGAUACCUGCAUCGGCAUCAAUGCAAGCGCUCUGGAGGCUCUCACCGAACGCGUCGCCGUGCUGAACGCAGAGAAACAAAAACGUACUUCCAAGCUAGAACACAUGGGAGCCCAAAUCAUGACCCUCUGGGAAAAGCUGCGCAUUUCGGAGGAGGAACAAAGAGCCUUCUCCGAAACCAUUCAAGGAUUGGGGCUCGACACUAUCGAAAAGGGUGAGACAGAGCUUCAGAGGCUUGUUUCUCUCAAAUCAAAGAUGCUAGGAGACCUCAUAUUGGAAGCUCGAGAAACCAUUAUUGAACUCUGGGACGAUAUGAAUGCAACAGAAGACUUUCGAAAGGCAUUCACUCCCUUCAGUGCUGCCAAUGAAGAAGACACUACCGAGGACCUGCUCGAGGCUCACGAAAAGUACAUCGACAACCUACGAGCUCAGCUUGAUGAAAUGAAGCCAAUUUUGCGCAUCAUAGAGAGGCGAGAUGUUAUUCUCCGUGAGCGGAAGCAAUACCAAGAGUUGCAGCAAGAUUCUGACCGACUCAAGCAACGGGGAGCGGCGUUGACCAAGCAGCUAAUGGAAGAAGAAAAGAUGGCACGACGAAUCAAGCGGGAUUUGCCGAAGCUGACAAGCAUGCUAGAGGAAAAGUUGUUUGAAUGGAAGGAACAACAUGGCGAAGACUUCCAACUCCACGGGGAGAAUUACUUUGACAUUAUGGAACGCCGGGAACUCGAGUGGGAAGAGUUCAAGAACUCGUUGGUCAUGCAGAAAAAGAAGAAGCAAACGGAGCUAAGACCCAUUGGACGAAAGGCGCCCACCAAGAAGACCUCCUCCAGUCGUCCUUUUGGAGAUGCGAUGAACAGGGAGAACCGUAGUUCCAGCAAUCUUCGCGGUCGAGACGACGGAGCACGAAAACCAAAAUCUCAAGCAGGCAGUGGUAGAAGCACCUCCCGACUCCGUGCAGGAUAUCGCUAA